Messenger RNA from Acanthamoeba castellanii str. Neff, 1017 nucleotides. RefSeq lists its product as uncharacterized. The record is from RefSeq and is a predicted model, not a curated record. The transcript has a single exon. Bases 1 to 1017 code for a protein of 338 amino acids. NCBI's taxonomy places the organism in Eukaryota, Discosea, Longamoebia, Acanthamoebidae.
AUGGGCAGACCGCAACCAGAGAGGGACGACACGUUGUACGACCUGCUCUGCCUCCUCUACCCGGACGCGGUGGAGCGGGCCCAGGCCGCGGUGCGCCUGGCCGUUCGCACCUACACGCCCGAGGGCGGUGUGGUGGCGCUGCCGCCACCAAUCUCGACCACUGCUGCUCUUCGAACGACACGGGCGCGAAUCGCGCCCAAGGAAGAAGAUGAAAGCGAAGAUGGUGGAUUCUACGCGGCCUACCCCACGCCAGCUGCGAACGAAACGGACGAAGAUGAAGCAGAAGAAGAUGAAAUUGAGCCAGAUGGUGGAGAGAACAUCGCGAAAGAUUCGGACGAAGAGGCGAGCUGCGAGUGGGUGUGGCUGAAGGACCGAGGCCUGAGAGAGCGGGCCAAGGAGGCCGAGCAGGAGCGCGCCACCUCGAGAAAGCGACGAAGGCACACCAUCGCCACCACCUCCAGCACCACCUCGUUGUCUGCUGGGACUGGCGAGGAGCACGCCAGCGGGAGCAGGAAGAAGCGAAGAAGGCGAUCUCCUGGCGAGAGCCGAUUCCUCGACGGUGCUCGCGUGCCUCUGCACGGCAGCGGCAAGGACGAGGGCAGCCUGCCCCUCGUCGCCGACGAAUACGAGCGCAACAAGGCCAAGGCCCUGCUGCGCGACAUGCGCGACUCGCUGGGCCUGCCGCCCGUCAACAACAAGGUGCGCAUGCUGCACUGGAGCCUCGAGGAGGGCCACGAGUACGAGCGCAUCAUGGCCGAGAAGAAGGGCGAGUUCAUCCGCUGGAUGGACGAGCAGGGCCUCCGACCCACCACCGUGCGGGCCAAGAAGCGGCUGUGGGAGUACCUGGGCGACUUCCCGCAGGUGGCCCUGUGCCGCGUGGGCCUGCGUCGGUGGGAGCGCGGCAUCACCAUCCAGCUCCUGCGCGAGGCCAUCGACGCCGAUCCCGACGAGAAGGCCUUCUGGUCGCAGCCGCUCACCGAUCAACAGCGCGAGCUCAUCAAGCUGGCCGGGCCCUGA